This is a messenger RNA of Mercenaria mercenaria, 6952 nucleotides long. Its product is annotated as centrosomal protein of 89 kDa-like. Gene Ontology annotation, biological process: chemical synaptic transmission; mitochondrion organization; cilium assembly. NCBI's taxonomy places the organism in Eukaryota, Metazoa, Mollusca, Bivalvia, Venerida, Veneridae. The transcript is spliced from 22 exons. The record is from RefSeq and is a predicted model, not a curated record. Gene Ontology annotation, cellular component: centriole; ciliary transition fiber. Bases 51 to 2510 code for a protein of 819 amino acids.
UGCGCAGUGACUUUGUUGACAGUGGAUGCAAGAUUUGAACUGCCACUAAGAUGGGAAAGAAAAGGAAUGAUUUAACAAACAUAAAUCCUGCUCUUGUCCCAUCAGCGGCUUUCACUGUUGUCCCAAGAACACCAGCUCCGGAGCAUGUACACACCACAGUACUUGGCGGUUCAGCAGAGGUCCUCAAUUCAUCGCUGCUGGGAAGACCAGCAGUACCACCCCCGGCACAUGAUGAUGAGCCAUUCAGUGACCCAGAAAGUAGUCUCUAUGACUACCAGGUUAUGGAGGAUGCAGGGUAUUCCUCAGUGGAGAUGUUGGCAGUUUCAAGACAGAGGCGGAGCAUAGGAGAUCGGGAACCGGCCGGAAUACCACCAGGACGGGAACAUGACAUAGACGAACACCAACAAGCCCAUUUAGCCCAGGCCCUGGAUUCACCCACUAUACACCAGAACCCAGAGGCUCUGUAUUCUAUGCCACUGAAGCGGGGUCAGAGAGCGUCCUCAUCAAACACGAUGCAAACUACGCAGGAUGUGCGAGAGGCCAUGCAGCAGGUUCAUGAUCUGUCUUCAGAUGAAGAUGCAGGAGCAUCAAACAUGAGAAGACCAUAUCGACAAAGGAAAAGGUCGUCCAGAAAGCCAGAGAAGCAGCACAGUGCAAGAAGUUUACAUUUCCCUGUGGAACAUGAAACUCCAAUAAAAGAAAAUAUAGUGCACGCUUCUGUCAGCACACCAGUUCAGACACCAAAAACACCAAAAAUCCAUGCACAUAUGGUGGAAGAUAGAAUGGUUCAGGAAACUAUAGAACCAGUCAGGGCAGGUAGCCAUAGGAAUCUCCAUAGUAGUCCAGACCCACUAAGUGCACGAUCAAGACCACAGUCUGCACGCAGUGUUAGUAUGGCAGAGGAUCGUGUUCGAAAACUGGAGGCUGAAAGGGAGCACCUGUCAACACUGACACAUCAGCUGGAGAAUGAGGUACAGACUUACCGAGAAGUUGUGUCCACAUACGAAAGUGGAGACAGUGAAACGGCACAGUCACUGCUAACAAAGAAACAGAUAAAUGACUUGAAGUUAGAGAAUGAGUCAUUGAAGAGCUCCAUCCAGCGACUCCAUGUUGAACUCAGUGCCUACCAGGCUAAAUAUAGACCUGUCAAUGAUGAACAGGGCAACAUGAUGGGAUUGCCGUCUAAGGGACCUCCACCUUCUUGGCUGAGUGUGGACAAGGACCCACACCGGGAUCACCCUAUUAUAAGUGAAUUUAAUAUACGCUACCUCAAUCCACUAUUUCUGGCAUAUGAUGACAGGAUAAAAGAAAGAGAAGAUGUCAUAAGGAAGUGUCAGUCAGAGUUAGAGUCAUUACGUGCUAGAACAGAAACCAUAGUAAAAGAGAAUGAGAGAUUACAUGCAAGGCUUGAACAAGGAGGGACUGGUCCCAUAGACCAUUUAGAAUGGGAACAGAUGAGAGAAAAUGCUAGAUUAGUGUUAGAAGAGAACCAGAAUUUAUUGGAACAGAUCAGUGUAAAGGACCAAAAGACACAUGAUCUUCAUCAGGCCCAUCUAAGAGAAGUUUCAAAGUUAUCUAAACAAUUGGUGCUAGUCAAAGCUCAGAAGUCAGACAUGGAGACAGAAGUUGAAGAAUUGCGGCAAUCUCAUCGGGACCUUAAACAAAAAUAUGAUAAAAUGGUGCUAGAUAGCCAAGGACUUGUCACACAAGAACAACAUAUCAAAGAAAUAACAGAUUUAAAACAGAAAAUGUCCGACUUGGAGGAGCAGCAGAGACAGGAAGUAGAUACUUUAAACAAUAAGUUACACGCCUCUCAGGUGGAGAGAAAAACUCUUGGUGCUCAGGUCAUAGAAUUAACAUCAGAAAGCAGACGGCAUCAGAUGGAGGCAAAACUUAUGCAUAAAUCUGUCAGAAAAGCGCAGCAACGAAUGUUAUUCCUACAGCGAGCAAUAGAACAGUCCGAGAAUAAAGAAAUGUCUGUACAAGAAUACAUGUCAUCACUUAUUAAAGUUGCUGAGAAAAGUGCAUUUGAAAGAGAUACAUAUGAAAAAGUUGCCAAAGAACAUGAAAUAGAAUCUAAGAAAGCAAUGAAAAAGUUGUUACAUGGCAAUAUAACUGUUGGUAAAAUGGAGGAAAAAUUGAAGUUAUACAAAAUGAAGGCUGCAGCUAGAAUAAGUACAGUAGCAGAAAGGUUGAAAGAGCAAGAGGAGAUGUUUAACUCACAGAAGAAAGAGUAUGAAAGGGAGAUAAAUCAUCUUAGAAUGUUGAUUAAAGAAAAGGAAGAGUUUAUCCAAGAAGUUGCGAUUGAAAAAAGAGACCUUGAGGAUCAGAUGGAAGCUGUUUGGCAAUCUGCCAAUUCUGAAAAUGUUAGAAUUAAAGACGAACUCAAAAAGAAUGUAACCCAGUUAAGAAAGCAUACAGGACUGUCAGAAGCAUUAGAUGCCCAGGAUAGAUUAGAAACUGUUGAUGUAUUGUCUGAUGAUGAAUGCAUAAAAAGAGAUAUUUCGUGAACACAUUUUCUCAGUCACUAAUAGAAUAUUUAUAAAAGAAUAUUUAUUAUAUAUUUUAUGGUGCUUUUUGAUCUGUUUUGGAAUGGUGUAUACAAAGUAAGCAGGAUUUCAAAAUAUGAGAUGGAUUGCUCUCCUUUUGUUUUCAUAUUUCGUUAUCUAAAGGGAGCUAACUAUGAAGUAGUAGUUAAUUUAGCCCUUACCCUGCUAAAUUUCUAUAAUGAACUUGUCCAUCUUUCAAUUUGUACAGUACCAUUAACUGUUGAAAGGGGAACAUACUAAAAAGUUACUGACUGAAUGGCGAACAGUGCAGAUCUUGAUCAGAGUGCACAGAUGUGCAGGCUGAUCAUGAUCUGCACUGGUCGCAAAGGCAGAAUCAAUUGUGUCCAGCAAGACAUAUUGUAACCUAUAACUGCUAAUUUCUUGCAGAAAUUAAAUGAGUCUAGAAACUCCUGCACACUUCUUAUUUCUGGUAAAAACUGAUAAAGUUACAUUGGGAAUUUUGUCUUUAAUAGUGUCUAGGUUUUACAAGUUGUCUUGCAAGUUUUUUCCUUGAGUUGAGGUUGCUCUUGUUGAAGGCACUGUUAUUACAGGAGAUGUAAAGAUGUCAUCUUUUUAGGUUUGACAUUGGGGGGAGUUUUUUUCAGACCAGUAUAAAGAAAAUGUUGCUCAUUCAAGUUUUGCGGUAUGUAGUGUAUGUGCCAUAUGUCCAUCAAAACAGAAUACUGCCUUCCAUCUUAAAAAUGGAAUAGGCUCAUCUAUACAUACACAUCAGAUUGAAUACAUUAAGUUCUUUUUGGUUUUCAUGUUCCAUCUUGAACCAUUUUACAAAACAUUGUUUAAAGAGAUCUCUUCACAUAUAAGUUAAAGACCAAUAAUUGAAACUGGAAAUAAAACAAGGUGAAGUUAUGAAAUGCUUUGAACUGAAAAGUAUUUCUGUAAAUAAAAUAACUUUGUAUGCUACUUCCUAUUGAAAAAUACCUUUAUUUUUAGCAGUUAUAAUUCCACAUUGUUUAUUCUUUUAAUUAAAAAUUAGAAGAUUUCUUUUCCCUGUAUAUCUUGGGGACAUAAUCAUAAUGACAUCUCUGUAGUUCUCUUGGUACUUAAAGCUUGCUUAGUUACAUAGCUUCUUCUAUAUGCAUCUCUGAGAUUUCUGUGUAGUAAUUUGUACAUUUUCCAGUUUUUAGAUUUAAAAAGAUGUUUAGAAAAAUUGUAUGUAGGUGACUUCAUAGUUUGUAGUUAUGAAGAGAAUUUAGAGGUAUUAGAUCAAUUUAGCUACAGUUACUUUCCAAAGUCAAGUUCACACAACAAUUUUUCUGAUAGACUUGCAUGUGUUUCCAAUAAUUCUGUAAACACUACUGAAAAUUCUGUAUCUGACAUGCAUUCAUAAGUUUUACACAUUAUGAGGAUACUAGUAAUAUAUUAAAGAAAUAAUAUAUCUCAUUUUGUGAUUUGUCGCUGAAUAAAAUCAUUGUUCAGAUGCAAAAGAAUCAUAUCCAGAGAGCGAAGCCCGAGUGAUAUAAUAAUAUGCAUCUGAACAACAAACAGUUAUUUUAUUCAAGAGAAAUCACUAAAUAAGAUAUAUUAUUUCGAUUAUAAUGUGUUACCAAGGAUUUUAAAGUACAUCCUUGACAACAUCCUUUAGAUAUUUGCCUGUUUUCUGCUGGUUUCUUUUCAAGUGGGCCACUAUGCCAUUUGAUGCAAUGACGUGAUAAUUGUUAUGUCAGAAAAAUGAAUUGUUGUAUAAUUACACACAAUUUUCAGCCUUCUUUGUUUAAUAGGAAAAUGAAUACGGUUGUUAGAAUUUCCUACAAAUCUAUAUAUUUUAGUUUCAAUAUUUGCUCAGAAUAAAAGGCACAGUAGUAAUUGUAUUUUUGUAAAGAAGAAACAAAUUCUGAAAUAUAUGAUAUUCCAUUUAUGUCAGUUGCAAAGUGAAGGGAAAAAAGAUGAAAUAGAUUUAUUAAGUUUGUAAACUUAUAGUGCUUUAUUGCAUAGUUGUAUAUAUUUCAAGCUUAUAUUAGUUUGUAGCUCUAUGUACUAGUAAUAAACAGUAUAUAAUUCCUGAAGUAGACUUUACAAUGGUUUUAGUGAUGACGGCUUUGUAAAAUUUGAAAAUGCAUACAAGUCUAUGGGAAAAAACUGUUGUUAACUUUGAUUUGGUCCUUUUUAUAGAUUUUGCAAUUGCCAUUGAUACUGAGUGUAUAUUUAUGACAGCUAUAUACAUUCUACAGUCAAAUACAUGUAUAUAAAUGUAGUGACACAAACACAUGUUUAUGAACAUUCUAUAUAAGAAUUAUUAGAUAUUUAUAUACAUAUUUCAGUAAAAAUGUUAUUGUUGGCAUAGCGACAAGUAUUUAUAUGACAUAUACAAAGAAAAGAUGCUAAUUUGUAGUUAGAUGCUAGUUAGAACAAAAUCUGUUCAAAGUAUUGAGUUGAAAAAAGCAUUAAAGUGCAUUUAAGAAUAAUUUAUUAUCCCCCGCCGAUGAAAUCGGGAGGGGGGUAUUGAAAUGGCGUUGUCCGUCCGUCAGUCCGUCCGUCAGUCCGUCCGUCCGUCCGUCCGUCCGCAGCCAUUUCUCAGUAACUACUUGGUAGAAUUUCAUGAAACUUGAAAUAAACAUGAACCAACAUACUGCGAUGAUGCCCGUCAAGUUUUUUUUUUGAUUGGUCAAUUUCCCUCAGAGUUAUUGCCCUUGAUUUAAUAAAAAAUGUCCGUCUGCAGCCAUUUCUCAGUAACUAACAAGUAGAAUUUCAUCAAAUUUGAAAUAGACAUGAACCAAGAUACUGUGCUGAUGCCCGUCAAGUUUUUUUUUUGAUAGGUCAAUUUCCCUCGGAGUUAUUGCCCUUGAUUUAAUGAAAAAUGUCCGUCUGCAGCCAUUUCUCAGUAACUAGCAGGUAGAAUUUCAUCAAACUUGAAAUAGACAUGAACCAAGAUACUGCGAUGAUGCCCUUCAAGUUUUUUUUCGAUUGGUCAAUUUUCCAUAUGGUUAUUGCCCUUUAAUUGUUUAAAAAUCCACAGAUAUGUACAUAACAAAGCAACCAAUUGGAAGAAUUUCAUUAAACUUCUUUCAUUUUUUUCCAUGAACGUUUAUUAUAAACAUGUGAUGUUAUGUACCUACACCUGGUCACCAUCUUACCUUGAUCACCCCUCGCCCCCCCCCCCCCCCCCCCCCCCCAAUUUUUUUUUUUUUUUUUUUUUUUUUUUCAGUUUUCGUUUUCUAUCAAUAUUUAUAAUCAACAUGUAAACUGUUGUAUCCUCACCCCACCCCCCACCCAAACAAACCAUUCAUUUUCUUUUAAUUUGAUUUUGACUAAUGAAAUUAUUUGCUUCUUGGUAACAUUCUUAACUUUUUGCUGGAUAUAUUUUUUUGCUGUUCCUCAACUCUGACCCUUUCGGCGGGGGAUUCCAAUUCAUCGAAUUUGCUUGUUAUUAUUUAUUUUUCUAAAAUGAAACCCUGCAUUGAUGCUGGUUUUGUAGGGCAUUGAUGCUGGUAUUGUAGGACAUAUAAUGACUGUUAGUGAAAUCUUUGUUCACAGUAUCCUCCGAAAUAGUUAAGCCAUCAACUUGCAAUCAUGCAAUUAUUUUCACCUCAGCAGUGCUUAAAUAUACAACUUUUGAUCAUUUGAAACAUUGCCAGUGUUAGCAGCACUUAUUAUCUUACUUGAUGUAAGUUUUAUUUUAUGUGCUUUCUUGAUUUAUUCGGGGUAUGUACGAUUUAUCGCAAACAUUUUAGGGCAUUUAAGAAUUGUCAGAUUACAAUAUUGUAAGUAAACACUGCCAUAUCUAUUCAAUGCAUGAAUUGAAAUAUUGUGCCUAAUUUUGAAAAAAAAUUAUCGCAUGCUUUCAUUUUAAGAAUCUACAUCAGGCAAUUUGCAUUUUCAGUUGCCUGAUUUGGUUAAAUUAUAAAAUGAAUUGUAAUUUUAAGUUUUUAUUUAAUAUUUGCAUCCACUGUAUUUUGCUUUGUGGGUAUUUUUCACCAAGCAACCACAAAAGGGUAUAAGUUUCAUGGUAAUUUUUCUGUUAUUUUUAUCCAACUUCCCAGCUUCAUUAUGUUGAUGAAAAUAGCUGUCAUUGUAUUAUAUACUGGGAUGCAGUCAGUAAAUUUCCAGGCUUAUUCAAAGUGGGAAACUGUUAGUUUGAUGUUAGCUAGCAAAGUAAAUGUUGUGGAAAGGCUAGUAAAACAAAUCUCUUGAAAUAUGUCUAUUCAUGUUUUUUUCACAAGCUUGCUUAACGGCGCUAAUUGUUCUGUUGCUUUUGUAAAUAUGUUACUAAACAUUUAUCUAAAUUUCUAUUUUUUUGUUCUGUUGCUGUUGAUGAUACCGUGCAAUCAUUUUGACGUACAUUCAGCAAAUUUCUAACCUGCCAUGGAGGUUUUGAAAAUGUUAAGUUUUCCGUUAAGAAGUUUGCUACAUUGGUUGACUACUUUUCUCCAUUUUUAGCUCGACUU